This is a messenger RNA of Acipenser ruthenus (sterlet), 1309 nucleotides long. RefSeq names its product RAC-gamma serine/threonine-protein kinase-like. The record is from RefSeq and is a predicted model, not a curated record. Gene Ontology annotation, biological process: protein phosphorylation. The coding region runs from base 173 to 1309 and encodes 378 amino acids. Gene Ontology annotation, molecular function: ATP binding; protein serine/threonine kinase activity. Lineage: Eukaryota; Metazoa; Chordata; Actinopteri; Acipenseriformes; Acipenseridae. The transcript is spliced from 12 exons.
UGUCAUUGUACGAUAUGUUGCUUUUAAAAGUGUAGUCUCUACAAGGCUGAGUCACUCCUGGAGAGUAAGAACAGACACAGAGAUCAAAAAAGAGAGCGAGAGAGGGGGGCACUAGAGCUGAUCAUCCGCAGAGGAGCGAUUCUUUGAGCUCGGGGCUCACAAGGGAGCAGAAAUGAGCGAUAUUACUGUUGUUAAGGAAGGCUGGCUGCACAAGAGAGGAGAGUAUCUCAGAAACUGGAGACUGAGAUACUUCCUCCUGAAAACUGACGGCUCUUUCACAGGCUACAAGGAAAAGCCCCGAGCUGCUGACCUGCCAUACCCCUUGAACAACUUCUCAGUGGCAAAGUGCCGGUUAAUGAAAACAGAACGACCAAAGCCAAACACGUUCAUCGUGCGGUGGACCGCUGUCCUAGAAAGGACUUUUCAUGCCUGCACUGCGGAGGAAAGGGAGGAGUGGACAGAGGCUAUCCAGACGGUAGCAGACAGUCUCCAGAGACAGGAAGACGAGAGGAUGAAAUGCAGUCCCACCUCCCAGACAGACCGCAUCGGAGAGGAGGGGAGGGACACUUCCACUGGCCUGCACAAACAGAAGACAUUGAAUGAUUUUGACUGCUUAAAAUUACUGGGAAAAGGCACUUUCGGUAAAGUCUUUCUCGUCAGGGAGAAGGCAAGCAGUAAACAUUACGCAAUGAAGAUUCUGAAGAAAGAAGUCAUUAUUGCAAAGGGUGAAGUGGCUCAUACAAUUACAGAGAACAGAGUGCUAAAAAAUACUAGGCACCCAUUUUUGACUUUUUUGACGUAUUCUUUCCAAACUAAGGAUCGGUUGUGCUUCGUGAUGGAGUAUGUCAGCGGAGGCGAGAUUCUGGAAGAGAAGGACUAUGGGCGCGCGGUGGACUGGUGGAGCUUCGGCAUCAUCAUGUUUGAAAUGAUGUGUGGACGACUUCCCUUCUAUAACGAGGACCUCAAGAAGCUCUUCCAGCUUAUUCUUAUGGGAGACAUAAAAUUCCCCAGUGCCCUCUCUUCUGAUGCAAAAUCUCUACUUUCCGGGCUCCUCACAAGAGAUCCGAAUACGAGACUUGCCAGUGGGCUGGACGAUGCAAAAGAAAUCAUGCGGCACAGUUUUUUUGUUGGAAUCCACUGGCAAGAUGUGUACGACAAAAAGCUUAUACCUCCUUUUAAGCCUGAGGUGUCCUCCGAGACAGACACAAGGUAUUUUGAGGAAGAAUUUACAGCUCAGACGAUUGCAAUAACUCCUCCGGAAAAAUCUGAUCACUGGAUACAGCUCCUCCGCGUUCCCAGCGGAUCCUAG